GAAGAAAGGAAACAAGCGGGCCGCUCUUUUUUUCUCUUCACUCCUCCCUCGAACUUCCAAGAAGAAAAAUUCCCAUUUCCUCAGUUUCUCCAAAUUCCCUCUCUUUCUGAACAGAUUUGCUGACAUGGGUCUUCUUAAAUUCCCUUCAAUUCAUUUGGGUAGUCCUCAGAAUCCACUCACAGCCGCUGCUUGACUCUCUCAUAGACACUGCUCUCUUCCUCUUCCUUUUACCUCUACUGCUCUGCAAUAUAUAUUUGUUUAUGGCUUUUAGAUGUGGUUCAGGUUCUGCUUCUGCUUCAUAUACUUACGUGGCUUCUUCCCUUUCUUCUCCUUUUCAUUUUCGGCUGAGCUUAUUAAGAAGACCAUAUAAUGACCAGCGAGAUAGGACUGAGCAGCUUAGAAAUGUUAAAGUGCUGAAGUUGAAGGGGUUUCAAAGGAGACAAAAUUUACCUUUUGCUACAUUCAAAGAACAAUCUCAGUACAUUGAGAUCAAGCCUGAUGAUUCAGAGCAGUUAAGUGACCAUCCUGGUCCUGAAGAUAUCUCUCCUGCUGGCUUUUCAUCUAUAUCUUUUGAGGGAACUGAAGGAAAACCAGGUUUUAUUUCAUUUUACAAUCGGCCAUACAAAAGAGAUGAUGAAGUCAUUCCUACUGUGCAGAGGAAUGAGAGCAGCUUGCUAUGGUUUAUUGGUCCUGCUGUCCUUGUGGCCUCUUUCAUUUUCCCCUCGUUGUAUUUACGCAGAAUACUUUCCACCAUAUUUGAAGACUCCUUGCUAACAGAUUUUCUCAUAUUGUUCUUCACAGAAGCACUCUUCUACUGUGGGGUUGCCAUUUUUCUUUUGCUAAUUGACCAUCAAAGGAGGCAUAUUGGGCCAGAUUCUGCAGCUGAAACCUUGGCCCCUCACUUGGGUCAACGAAUCUCUUCUGUUGCCACCCUUGCACUUAGUCUUAUAAUUCCUAUGGUAACAAUGGGUUUAGUCUGGCCCUGGACUGGUCCAGCAGCAUCCGCUACUCUAGCUCCUUACCUGGUUGGUAUCGUUGUCCAGUUUGCCUUUGAACAGUAUGCAAGAUAUCUGAAGUCACCUUCAUGGCCUGUCAUCCCAAUAAUCUUUCAAGUUUAUAGAUUGCACCAACUGAAUAGAGCAGCACAACUAGUGACAGCCCUGUCAUUCACUGUGAGAGGUGCUGAAAUGACUACACACAACUUGGCAAUAAACAACUCUUUGGGGACACUUUUGAAUGUCCUCCAGUGCCUUGGAGUUAUCUGCAUUUGGUCCCUCUCAAGUUUCCUCAUGAGGUUCUAUCAUUCCACCACCAGGAUAACGUAGUGGGGAGUGAAUUUCAUGUUAAGGUUGGUAAAAUUAUGAUUACAUGUUAUUGAGUAGAAGACUGCAUUCGAUCUUGUUUCAAGUAAUUAUAUAUAUUGGGCCUGGCAUAUAUUGUUUGGUUCUGCUCUGCUGGGAAUUUGGAAAUUGAGGAUUUUGAAAUCAUCCUACUUGAAGCCUAUCAAAAAGGUUGUUGCAGGAUCUUGAAAGAGAGGUUCUCUGCGCUGAAGACAGCAAAAGUAGUCAUUAUUUCUUGCUCUUAGUUCAAAGUUGCAUUUGCCAGGACCUAAUCUGACCUUACAAUCAGAACAGUGGAAAGCAUUUGGUUUUCAACUCAUUUAUAAACAUGAGUCGCAGCUCUGUAUAUUGAUAUUUUUCUCUUAUAGAUAUAAUCCAUAUCUGGCAAUUUAACUUUGAAGGGCCAUAUAGAGUUAUCAAGGCAGUGCUACACUGCUAAUUGAGAUUUAAUUACCCAACAUUUCAAUGAAAUUUUGUUGUGUAGAAAUCUCGGUCGGAUGUACUGUUUAUUCAAUGGAAAAUUUGUCUGCUGUUGCCUGUGAAA
Molecule: messenger RNA, 1884 nt
Organism: Theobroma umbraticum
Lineage: Eukaryota; Viridiplantae; Streptophyta; Magnoliopsida; Malvales; Malvaceae
Cellular component (GO): chloroplast
Source: RefSeq, a predicted model, not a curated record